AUGACAACGGCGUCUAUUGACCAAUUCACAAUUGGUAAAUUCCUGCUGUUGCUGCCGCUGCUGCUGCUGCUGCUGCGGCUGCUGUCGUCGCUAUUGUUUGGCAAUUCACAUAAAGGGAAUCGAGUGCACUGCCUAACCGUAUUUGCCAUCGCUUUGAGUUCUCUGGUCCUUUGUGGAGCUGAUGUCUCACAUUUAUCGAACAGUUACUUGCCACCUGUGCUUGGUGGAUUUGGUAAUGGCUAUUCCGGUGGCUACUCUUCAUAUCCAUCGUACUCGUCUGGCGGUGGUUAUUAUUCAGGAUCUAGCUAUGCCUCGCCCCUGAUUUCGUCCAGUUAUAAGAACUAUGCGGUGCCUCAGUAUAGUACAUAUACGAGUCCUUCGAGAACCUAUUUGCCAGCCAACACUGGCUAUGCUGGCUAUAAUGGUUACUCUGGUCUGGAUACCAAAUAUGCCAGCAAUGGUGGUUAUAUCUACUAAUAACGAGAUGUCAAACAAU
Messenger RNA from Drosophila willistoni, 496 nucleotides. RefSeq lists its product as uncharacterized. The transcript has 2 exons. The record is from RefSeq and is a predicted model, not a curated record. Lineage: Eukaryota; Metazoa; Arthropoda; Insecta; Diptera; Drosophilidae. The coding region runs from base 1 to 477 and encodes 158 amino acids.